Anopheles maculipalpis is the source of this 1194-nucleotide messenger RNA. Its product is annotated as venom serine protease-like. NCBI's taxonomy places the organism in Eukaryota, Metazoa, Arthropoda, Insecta, Diptera, Culicidae. The record is from RefSeq and is a predicted model, not a curated record. Gene Ontology annotation, molecular function: serine-type endopeptidase activity. The coding region runs from base 1 to 1194 and encodes 397 amino acids. The transcript has 3 exons. Gene Ontology annotation, biological process: proteolysis.
AUGAUGGUAAUAAAGAUCGGCUGGAAAGCCAGUGGAACAAUCCUGCUGGCGUUGGUUGGCAUCGUCACUGGGCAGUACGGUACGUGCGACCUUUCGUACACCUACAGCAGUGGUCAGACGAGCUUUAUUGAAUCGCCCAACUUUUCCAACUACUAUGCACCGGGUACAAAGUGCCGGUACACUGUGAACGCACCGGUAGGACAUUAUCUGUACGCGCAAUGCUACGACAUGUAUCUGCCCUCGAGUACCGGAUGCUACUAUGACAAGCUGGCCGUUUCGUUGAGCGGCGAUGCGAAUCUCAGUGAUGCCCAGAUACGUUGUGGGACGACCACUUUCAACGUGCAGAGUAGCUACAACAAGUUGGUGGUGGCUUUGCUGGGAAGUACUAGCACGUCCGGUGGACGGUUCCGAUGUCAAAUAACGGCCAUCAAGAUACCGUGCGAUUGCGGACGUCGUAAGACGGCCACCAUCGUCAAUGGGUAUCCUACGCAGGUGAAUGAGUACCCGAUGAUGUCUGCAUUGGUGGAUGGAGCUACGAAGAAGAUAUUCUGUGGAUCUACAAUAGUUACUGAUCGCCAUGUGUUGACGGCGGCUCACUGUCUACUGAGUAGAGCGGUCGCCAGUACCUUCGUCCUCGUGGGGGAUCACAACAUUAGUACAGGAACCGAAACAACCUACUCGACGGCAAUGGCCGUUUCUACUUUCACUACGCAUCCAAGCUAUAAUCCCACCGCCAAAACGAACGACAUUGCCCUAGUGCGAACCGCUAACACGAUUGUCUUCAACACCGGCGUUGGUCGGGUGUGCCUUCCGUUCCGCUUCAGCACGAGCAGCUUCGAUGAUGUACGCCUCAGUGCGCUCGGCUGGGGUACGAUCGAUUUCGGUGCGCCACAGUCGGAUGUGUUGCUCCAGACGACGCUAGCGGUAGUGUCUUCCAGCAGCUGCUCGACCAAACUUUCGCGGACGAUCCUUGCGACGCAGAUGUGCACGUUUGCGGCCGGUAACGAUACGUGCCAGAACGAUUCGGGUGGUCCACUGUACUAUACGGACCCGAACAGCCAGCUGGUGUAUGAGGUUGGUGUGGUAGGUUUCGGGGUGGCCUGUGCUUCCAGUUUUCCGAGUGUGAACACGAGGGUUACUUCGUAUCUAGAUUGGAUUACUACCACCACUGGGUACACGUUCUGUGAGAAGUAA